AUGUCUCUCUCCAAGGAACCGAUCCUCGAGUUGUCCGAUAUGGCCGAGUUCAAUCAUCUGGUUCGCCAGCAUCCAGAGAAAGUCAUCGUCUUGGACUUCUUCGCCACGUGGUGUGGACCAUGUAAGGCGAUCGCUCCAUUGUACAGGGAACUGGCCAUCGAGUACAAGGGAGUCAUCUUUUGCAAAGUCGAUGUUGAUGAAGCCGAAGACCUCUGCGCCAAGUACGACGUCAAGAUGAUGCCCACGUUCGUCUUCACCAAAAACGGAGAGACACUGGAGACUCUGGAAGGUGGUGUCGAGGAGGAACUUCGCCGAAAAGUACGCGAGCACUCGUUGGCGGCUUCUUCCUCAGCCGUUGCUCAUUGA
Messenger RNA from Caenorhabditis briggsae, 366 nucleotides. RefSeq names its product Protein CBR-TRX-1 (gene Cbr-trx-1). The transcript has 4 exons. Lineage: Eukaryota; Metazoa; Nematoda; Chromadorea; Rhabditida; Rhabditidae. The record is from RefSeq and is a predicted model, not a curated record. Bases 1 to 366 code for a protein of 121 amino acids.